AUGAGCGAAGAACAAGAUGAAUUCAUUGGCGUCAACGAAGUUGACGAGGUUUAUGAAGGUACUAAUGAACCAGAACCAAUGAGUGAAGAUGAAGAUGAUGUUGAAGAAUUGCAAAAUGAUCAAGAUCAAGAAGAACAAGAAAUUGACAUGUCUAAUAACUCAUGGGGGUAUUUUGAUAAACAUGAAGAUUCUGUUUUCACAGUGUUUUCACAUCCAACUUUACCAUUGGUUGUUUCUGGUGGUGGUGAUAAUACAGUUUACAUGUGGACUAGUCAUUCACAACCCCCAAAAUUUGUUCAACAAAUUAAAGGCCAUAAAGAGUCAAUCAUCACAGGUGCAUUUACCGGUGAUGGUGAGUUUCUGAUCACUGGUGACAUGGCUGGUAAAAUCAUGAUUCACCAAUCAACCAAACGUGGUCAAGUCUGGAAGUUAUAUGCUGAAUUAGAAGAGAUUGAAGAAAUUGUGUGGAUUUCAGCUCACCCUAAACAACCAGUUUUUGCUUUUGGUGGUGCUGACGGUUCCGUUUGGGUUUACCAAAUUACUCCAAGUGUUGAACAAAUUAUGAGUGGAUUCGCUCAUCAAUCUGAAAGCACUGGUGGUGUUUUUGUGAAUACGGAUGACUUGGACGCAUUGCACUUAGUCACCAUCUCUACUGAUGGUUCAAUAGUUGGAUGGAAUGGAUUCACUGGACAAGCUGAAUUUAAAUUAGCAGAAACAGAAUUCAAAGGACAACAACUACCGUGGAUCACGCUCUCACCUCAAGGUAACUCUAAUAUUUUGGCUGUGGGGUCAAAUGAAGGAACUCUAGCUAUCAUAAAUAUAAACAAUGGGACAGUAUUGACUACAUUCAGAGUUGUUGAAUUGAAAGAGGAUCAGGAAGAAUUAGAUGCUAGUAUUGAAACUAUCACAUGGAGUGAUUCACUGCCACUAAUCGCCUUAGGUUUAGUAUCUGGAGCUGUUAUAUUAUUUGAUGCAAAGACAUGGAGGGAAAGACAUUCAAUUAUAUUAGAAGAUGCAAUCACAAAGUUAGAAUUUGUUAAAGGAACACCUUAUCUAAUAGGUUCUUCCAUGAAUGGUAAAAUAUACAAAUGGGACGCCAGAACUGGUCAAGAAAUCUUUGCAGGUGUUGGUCAUAAUAUGGGUGUUUUAGAUUUUAGCGUUGUUGAAAAUGGUAAUAAGUUGAUCACUGCUGGUGAUGAAGGUGUCUCUCUAAUCUUUGUUACUCCACAAUAGACUAGUGUAUAUUAAUAGAAUGUGGUAUAAUUCGCUAUGAUCAAAAUGUAAUUGUCACGCGUGAGAUUGUCAGAUAAAUGGUAAGUGCACUCCAUCAACACUUUUUUCGCGCCAACAUUCUGGAAAAUUCUAUGUCAGAAUUGUAUUUGUAAUGUGUCAAAUAUUCUAGUACAUUCCAUGUAAAAGAGAGGCCAAUUGAGAACCAACGCCACCAUGUGUAUAAAAAGAGUGGAAAUUCACCUUGAAUGGUGAUAUUUAUUUUUUGUUGCAUCAACAUCAAGAUUAAAGACAAUUGAUUAGAACAACUACAAC
Messenger RNA from Hansenula anomala, 1545 nucleotides. It is a transcript of the gene SQT1, whose product is annotated as Sqt1p. NCBI's taxonomy places the organism in Eukaryota, Fungi, Ascomycota, Saccharomycetes, Phaffomycetales, Wickerhamomycetaceae. The transcript is spliced from 2 exons. The record is from RefSeq and is a predicted model, not a curated record. The coding region runs from base 1 to 1233 and encodes 410 amino acids. Gene Ontology annotation, molecular function: protein binding.